GUAUGAUUAUAAUCAUUAUAGAAAAUGCCAUGGCUGAGUUAGGGAGGCUGCUUAUGUAUGAAGCAUCAAGGGAUUGGCUGCCUACUAUAACAGGGGAGAUUCAGUCACCAAUGGGUGUUGCCUCUGUAGAAUUUAUUGAUCCAAGGGAACCAGUUGCGAUUGUUCCUAUCUUGAGAGCUAGUCUUGCUCUAGCAGAACAUGCAUCAUCAACUGAUAUGGUAAACUGGGAUCACUGGUGGAGCUUGAAGUUACUCUCAAGGUAAUUGAAACUCUUGUUGCAAAUCACUGAUCUGCUAUAGAGAGAGGUCACUAUGACAUAGUUUUAUUUUGAUUAUUUCAAGCUAAACUAACACAUUGAAGUGCAUUAAAUUUUCAGAUCAAGUUUGAUAUAUGUUUUUGCAGAUUUUGUUGAGGGAAUAGUUGAUAUGAUCGAGCCGUUGAUGUUGGGAGCCAAAGAUUAUGUUGUUUUCUUU
This is a messenger RNA of Camellia sinensis, 473 nucleotides long. NCBI's taxonomy places the organism in Eukaryota, Viridiplantae, Streptophyta, Magnoliopsida, Ericales, Theaceae. The record is from RefSeq and is a predicted model, not a curated record.